Molecule: messenger RNA, 2905 nt
Organism: Apis dorsata (giant honeybee)
Lineage: Eukaryota; Metazoa; Arthropoda; Insecta; Hymenoptera; Apidae
Gene: KCNQ
Product: potassium voltage-gated channel subfamily KQT member 1
Exons: 14
Coding region: 136-2622 (828 amino acids)
Biological process (GO): potassium ion transport; transmembrane transport
Cellular component (GO): membrane
Molecular function (GO): voltage-gated potassium channel activity
Source: RefSeq, a predicted model, not a curated record
AAAAGGAAAGAAGAAAAAGAGAGAGAGAGAGAAAAUAGUGAUCGUAGAUCCUGAGACGACCAUGAACAGAAGAGAAAAUCUUCCGACGGUGGUGGGUCAGGUGAAUGGAAGUUGGAGUCGCAAGAGAGCCUCGGGAUGCUGCACGCUGUUAUGCUAGGUAGCGGUCCGGGUCGAGGGAGACACGAAUGGUAUCCGGGAUUUUAUCUGCAACGUCGACGACUUGGAUGCAGGAUGAACCGUGGGGAGCAGGAGACAUUAUUCAGGCAGAGCAGGCAGCUCACGAGGAUCGUGCCGUCUCACGAGGACCUGGUGCUGAGCGUGCUUAAGUCGCCGAUCAGCCAGCACCAGCAACAGCAACGCCAGCAGUAUCAUUCCACGCACCAUUCUCACGAGCACCAUGUCAACUGCCAAGGUCAUCAAAAUCAUAAGAAGUGCACGCAUUCAGGUGAGAACAACGAGAGUCUUCCACGAAGCAAGGACCAAUGCUCGAGGCUGACGGAGAAGCGUUCGAGCGCCGCGGCCGCGUACGCGGCCCUCCAGGCGAGCGAGGAUGAGCUGAUCGCGGAGCACUGCCUCGAGUCCGAGGACGCGGCGCUGAAAACGCCUGGGAGCGAGACGGAGGACACGGAGGACAACGGGGCGCAGAUGGAGGAGGCUGCCUCCUCGCCUGGCCGCCGUUUCACCUUCCUCAGGCGGUUCCGAUCGCCCAGAUUCGGCGAGGCGCAUCACAAGAGGGUGCCCACGCCGAUGAAGAGGAAGUACAGGCGGAAGAAGAGCAAGGACGACAUAAUAAACAACGAUAUGAACGCGGCGGAAGUGGAGCCGCCGAGUUUGAACCAAGCAGGUGUCCCAGACCCUUAUUACCCGAUCUAUCUGCCGAUCGACCAGGCCUUCAAGGCCAAGUACGUGUUCCACCACAAGAAGGGGAAGACGUUUCAGGAGAGGCUGUACGUGUUCCUGGAACACCCAGGCGGAUGGAUCUGCUUCAUCUAUCAUUUCACCGUGUUCAUGGUGGUAUUGGUGUGCCUCAUAUUUAGCGUUUUGUCGACCAUAGAACAAUACAGUAACUUCGCAAACGAAACCCUCUUUUGGAUGGAAAUAUGUUUGGUGGUAUUCUUCGGUGUGGAGUACUUGGUGAGAUUAUGGAGCGCGGGUUGCAGAUCGAAGUAUAUGGGUUGUUGCGGCAGGCUCCGCUUUAUACGGAAACCGAUUUGUAUCAUAGAUUUAAUCGUGGUGGUCGCGUCGAUGGUGGUGCUGUCUGUAGGAAGCAACGGUCAAGUAUUUGCCACUUCUGCAAUAAGAGGCAUAAGAUUUUUGCAAAUAUUACGAAUGCUUCAUGUCGAUCGACAAGGUGGCACGUGGCGACUUCUCGGCUCUGUUGUUUUCAUCCAUCGUCAGGAGCUGAUUACGACACUGUACAUCGGGUUCCUAGGUCUCAUUUUCAGCAGCUACUUCGUGUAUCUUGCCGAAAAAGAUGUAAUAGGUCCCGAUGGAAAAACAGAUUUUUCCAGCUAUGCCGAUGCACUUUGGUGGGGCGUGAUUACUGUAACCACAAUCGGAUACGGUGAUACCGUCCCACAAACGUGGAUGGGAAAAAUAGUCGCCUCGUGUUUCAGCGUAUUCGCUAUAUCCUUUUUCGCACUUCCAGCCGGAAUAUUGGGCUCCGGUUUCGCGUUGAAGGUGCAGCAAAAGCAACGGCAGAAACACUUCAAUAGGCAGAUACCUGCCGCGGCAAUGUUGAUACAAUGCCUGUGGAGGUGUUACGCCGCCGACAAAGCCAUCAACAGCGUGGCCACGUGGAACAUUUACAUCAAGGAUCCGGCACCGACCGGACAACCCUCCACACCAUUGGGAAAGUUGAUUUGUGUAAAGAAGAUGUCUCUGAUGAUCCAGGUGGCAAAGAAGGCGAGCGUGCUGAAGAGGCGUAAAUCGAGGAAUCGAAUGGACGUGCAACAACAGCAGCAGCAGCAACAGUCGUUGCCGCCGGUCACGAUAUCCGGUGGCAUGUCGAGCGGUGGCGCCACCGGCGACCAGAACGACAAUCAAAGGAUGGAAAACGAGGGAGACGUUAUCUUCUACAUGGAGGAACCGAAAGCGGGCACGCCUAAUCGUGCUAGACGCGAUAAUCGCGUAUUUCCGGUUGGCAGGGGAAGCCUCUUCACCUCGCAGACGAGCUCCGUCACGGAGGCUACCAGCGACGAAAUCGACAUUGAUAUCGAGGAACCGCAGAGGGUUACCACGUUGACGGAGGCGCAUCGAAACGCCAUAAGGGCGAUCAGGAAGAUCAAGUAUUUCGUGGCCAGAAGGAAGUUCCAGCAGGCGAGGAAACCGUACGAUGUACGUGAUGUGAUCGAGCAGUACAGCCAAGGCCACUUGAACAUGAUGGUUCGAAUCAAGGAGUUGCAGAGGAGAUUGGACCAGACCCUGGGCAAACCGGGCAGCUACCUAGCAGGAAUCGACCGAGCGGGGAACGUGAAGCCAAUGACUAUAGGCGCACGCUUAUACAGGGUCGAGCAGCAGUUGUCCGUGAUGGACAAGAAAUUGGACCAGCUGGUCUACGUGCUGAACGCGGUGGCACAAAAGCAACAAAUACCCCUGAGGAGUAUAGAGGACGACGUGUAACAGAAAGCCCCCGGCGAGCUCGUGCCAUCUAUUUCGCGAUCACCGGCAAUUCCAUGGACUUUGCCUCGUGUUACCAUAACCAACGUCGCGGCGAAUAUGUUAAGCGAAAGCGGUUGAACCGCGAUCGGCCUUGUGCACUCGGCCGCAAAUACAGGGAUCUUUCUUAUCUAUGCGUACAUAGAUCAAAGUAACGUUCGAAAGAAACUGGAGAUACUGGACGAUUUUUGUUCUCGACGAUUGUUUUAUAUUAGUUAUUUAUGGAUUUCUUAUUGCUAUUUUGAUU